GCCAUUCUCUACCUGUCAUGGGUUCCACUGCUCAGUCAAUUGCCACUGGCAGUCAAGACUUUGCCGCCCUCGCUGGCUUGUUUUGCACCGACGGCGUUGAGAGAAACCUGCUUGCGGCCCAGUACGGAUAUGCUUCCGUUGCUGCUUCGUCACUUUCCAUUUUGGGAUUACUUGGGCUCGUCAAGAGCACUGUCAAGGUUGCUAUGGGUUUGGAGAAAUGUGUCACAGCUGGUUUCACGGUAGACUCAUUACGAGGAAGAUUCGGUUUCCUUCUCGAUGAAACUGCCCCAAUUGACCUGGUCGAAUGCGACGUGGUCGAAGUAUCCCUCUGGAAUAAGUACUAUCACAUCAAGAAAUCGAAGCAAUACCUCCAAAAGGAACGAAAUCCCAUUGUGGUUGUCGGAAGCGACUGGCCAGGUGGACUCCAUGGCAUCACCGCCGUCAAUCUCGGAAACGCCAGACGGGAACGGGCCUUCAUACGACAUCCACUUGUCAUCGCCAUGCUUGCCUUGGUUUGCUCGGGAGCAACAGCAUGGCUUCUACUGAUAGUUAGCACCGAGCGAAGCUGGGUGACAACCGUUGCGGUUCCCGGCCUGCACGCGAGCCUACUCCUGAUGCUAGCCAUACCACUUCUUCACGAUCACCAGACGAAUCGGCCGGCCAGACAUAUCAGCGCCGCCAAGUACAAAGCCCUCUUUACUGGUAUGGACGACAUUGCAACCCGGCUACGAUUCCUCCAAUCCCGCGUCAACGGAGGAGAUGUGCUUCACUUCCGCGGCAGCACUGCACUGGUGGAUCCUGGCUUUAUGCCGGUGCCAGCAAUAAUCCUAUCGGCCUUCUGCGCUGUCGCAUAUAUUUGCCAGUAUGCAGUUCUCAAGGAGGCUUCAAGCACGAGAGCUUUCCUAUGGAUAGGCGCGCAAGCAGCACUCGCACUAAUUCGUGUUGGGCUGUGGGCUUGGAAUCCUUCUUUCGACGACCCAAGAACCGAGCAGACCGAGUUCGCCCUCGUCAAAAACGAUGCCUCCGAAUCAAUCACCUUCGCUGAGCUCGUUUGUGCAUCCUCUAGUACAGAAUUCAAGCUGGAGGAAAAGUUCUGGAAGUUUCUUGCUUCUAACGACAUAUACAACAUACUGAGAUACGCAUUGGAGUUCGAGUGGGAGCACAGCUUUACCCCGAUUGACAUCAUCUCCCUUCUCUUCAUGGAUCUUGGGCGCAUACUAAGAAACAGAGUAUCAUCGGAAGAGGAGAAGAAAGAGCUUGAUGCCAUCCUCAACGGCCUCCCAUUGCGAAUCGGGUUAUACAUCAACAACAAGAAUUACGUGCGCCCCUUCAUCAUGACGGAAACUUCCUACACGUUGGUUCCAUCCGAGUACAGCUAUGCGUUGACGACAAGAUGGUGCUGGGUGCAAGUUACUAGAGAGGACGAUAAAUACGGGUUUUCUCCCUGUCGCGGCUUCGCGGUCAAAGAGGAUGGCGACCAGGUCCAUCUUCGUGGACCCUCAGACUGCCACCGACAGUGUACGCACGAUGCAGAAUUAGUUCCCGGUCUAGUAUCGUGCCGUAAAGGAUGUCCGUUUAAGAAGUCCACACAAAACCACCUCGACCACGAUGAUCUCAAAAGCCUCGCGGACAAGAUGAAGCGUAUCGCUAGGCUCCAAGCAUAUCUCGAAAAGAAGAACUCGUCUCCCAGCUCACCUGGCCGACCCGACGUAUACCUUACUGCCACCCCAGGAACAACAACACGCAAGGGCCUCUACUGUGAUCCAGCGCACCGCCACGGUGGCACACUCAGCGACAAAGGCUUCGACUUCGUUAGCGGUCUUGCGAGUAUCGCAAACUAUAUCGACCACGGAUUUGCAGAGCAGCAACGCGAGAAGCACUCUAUUAAGGAUAUUGGACUGGAUUCGUGGAACUCUUUCACAGACUCACUCCGCCUUCCAAGUCGCCUUGAAAGUCAUAGGGAACACCUUCGUGACUAUUCCGUGUCGUCCCUCGAUAGUUCUCUCUGGAAAGCCGAAAUUGGCUCCAUUGCCAAGCCGUCUACUUCCAUACCUCCUGGUCUAAGGACUGCUUCUCCGUUCCAUUUUGUUUGAGCGGGAUGCUCCUACAUAUGGAGGCUUGAGUGAUGCAGUAGCCAUUGAAGCCCGACGCAACUGUGCGAUAAAGUUUCCAAGCUCUUCAUUUAUUUCGAACCCACCUUUCGGUUUAUUCCUCAUCCGCACGAUCUGGUCGGUUAUCCUCUGUAGCAUAUGGGCGGCCUCUCUGCGUUAAGGUUGAAAAUGUCAGACGGUUAAUUUUGUAUCUACUUGUACAAUUAUCAAACCGGGCGUGGGCCUCCAGGUAAUAAUUUUCCCACGACAC
This is a messenger RNA of Mytilinidion resinicola, 2361 nucleotides long. RefSeq lists its product as uncharacterized. NCBI's taxonomy places the organism in Eukaryota, Fungi, Ascomycota, Dothideomycetes, Mytilinidiales, Mytilinidiaceae. Bases 18 to 2093 code for a protein of 691 amino acids. The transcript is spliced from 2 exons. The record is from RefSeq and is a predicted model, not a curated record.